AUGACUACAGCUGUUAGGAUUUGCGUCUGCGGCGAUGAGGGGACGGGCAAAUCAAGCCUCAUCGCCUCGCUCGUAAAGGACGCCUUCGUCUCCAACAAGAUCCAAACCGUUCUGCCCCAGGUCACCAUCCCCCCAACCACCGGCACCCCCGAGAAUGUCGUGACCACCAUCGUCGAUACAUCCGCCCGCCCCCAAGACCGAACGACUCUGCGCAAGGAGAUUCGAAAAUGCAACGUGAUCCUGCUGGUCUACGCGGACCACUACAGCUACGAACGCGUGGCCCUGUUCUGGAUGCCCUACUUCCGCUCGCUCGGGGUCAACGUUCCAGUCGUGUUGUGCGCCAACAAGUCGGAUCUCGCAGGGUCAGGAAGCACACCUCAGGUGGUCGAGGAAGAGAUGCUGCCGGUCAUGGCCGAGUUUAGAGAAAUCGACUCUUGCAUCCGUACGAGCGCCAAGGACCAACAUAACGUCAUCGAAGUCUUCUACCUGUGCCAAAAGGCCGUCACCCACCCGAUUGCACCGCUGUAUGACCACAAGGAAGGGCAGUUGAAGCCCGCAUGCAUGGCUGCGUUGAAAAGGGUCUUCUACCUGUGUGACAAGGACCAGGACGGUUAUCUGAACGACCAGGAGAUGCACGAUUUCCAGGUCAAGUCGUUCGGCAAGCCCUUGUCUCCCACCGAACUACACAACAUCAAGGCGGCCGUUAAUAAGGCGGCCCCGACGUCCAAUACCGAAAACGGUCUUGACUUGUACGCAUUUUUGCAGCUGAACAAACUGUACGCGGAAAAAGGGCGCCACGAGACGAUAUGGAUUAUCCUCAGGAAACACCAUUACACAGACAGCCUGAGCUUAGAGGACGGCUUCCUCCGUCCGCGGUUCGAGGUGCCAGACUAUGCCUCUGCAGAACUCAGCCCAGCAGGGUAUCGCUUCUUUAUGGAUUUAUUCUUGACAUUCGACAAGGAUAGUGAUGGCGGACUCAACGACCAGGAACUCGCGGCGCUGUUUGCGCCCACCCCUGGGCUACCACACUCCUGGAUGGAAACAUCAUUCCCCUCAUCCACUGUCCGGAACGAGGCCGGUCACAUCACACUGCAGGGAUGGCUUGCGCAAUGGAGCAUGACAACCUUCCUGGAACCCAAGACUACUCUCGAAUACCUUGCUUAUCUCGGAUUUGAGGGACCCAACUCGUGGGACUCGACAACCGCUGCCCUCAAGGUAACCAAGCCGCGAAAGCGGAGGCGGAGGCCGGGCCGUGUCGAGCGCAACGUCGUCCUUUGCUACCUCAUCGGCUCCGCCGGGUCCGGCAAGUCCUCGCUCCUCGACGCUUUCCUCAAUCGCCCCUUCGACUCGCUCUACCACCCAACCAUCAAACCCCGCCGCGCCGUCAACAGCGUCGAGCUGCACGGCGGCAAGCAGUGCUACCUGAUCCUCGAAGAACUGGGCGAGCUGGAGCCUGCCAUUCUCGAAAACCAAGCCAAGCUCGACGCGUGCGACCUGAUCUGCUACGCGUACGACUCGUCGGAGCCCGACUCCUUCACGCACGUGGUGGAGCUGCGCAAGCGGUACCCGCAGCUCGACGAGCUGCCCGCCAUCUACACGGCGCUCAAGGCCGACCGCGACAAGACCACCCAGCGCAGCGAGCUGCAGCCCGACGCCUACACCGCCGCGCUCAACAUGUCCGCCCCGCUGCACGUCAGCGUCACCUGGCACAGCAUCAGUGAGCUGUUCGUCGCCUUUGCCGAGGCCGCUACUAACCCCAGCACCGCCUUCCCCAAGUCAGAGGAACCGCCGGAUCACACCAGCCUUUACAUGGCGCUCGGAGCUACGUCCUGCGCAGCGCUGGCCGUGUUUAUGAUCUGGCGGCGCUCGACGAGCUCUAUGUAG
Chaetomium globosum CBS 148.51 is the source of this 1884-nucleotide messenger RNA. RefSeq lists its product as uncharacterized. Gene Ontology annotation, cellular component: mitochondrial outer membrane. Gene Ontology annotation, biological process: regulation of mitochondrion organization; mitochondrion organization; small GTPase-mediated signal transduction. Lineage: Eukaryota; Fungi; Ascomycota; Sordariomycetes; Sordariales; Chaetomiaceae. Gene Ontology annotation, molecular function: GTP binding; GTPase activity; calcium ion binding. Bases 1 to 1884 code for a protein of 627 amino acids. The transcript has 2 exons. The record is from RefSeq and is a predicted model, not a curated record.